ACUAGCUGCUGUUGCUGGUUUUCUUCACUAGUGCUUUUGAUGUUAAAAUGUGCCACAGUUUUUUUAAUUUGGCUGCAAGCACUUUGCAAGCCAACCCAAACCAGCGCUGUACCUUCUCUCCUCUGCCUGGUGGUGCUCGGGGCUCAACCAGAUUUUCAGAGCUGAAGCAGGGUCAAACAUCCUCCCCUCAUCCAUCUAGCUCCCUGGUGGGGGUGAUCUGCUCUGUAAUUAGUGCUGUAAAACUGAUCGUUCCCUCACCUGGAUGCUUGCCACGCAAAUAUUUUGGUGCGCUCUGUGCUGAAUAGAGACAGUGGCCAUUACCUUGGUGUCCUCAGGUACAGAGGCUCCAGGUCACUUUGGAGUUGCGAGCAGCGGGUUCUGCCUGUGCUUAUGGGCUGGGUGCUCAGGGUUGGAGGUGUAAAACCGCUUUGGGUGACCAGAAGAGUGCAAGUCCCUAAGAGGGUCCCUGAGAAGGCUCUACCUGGCCAGCUCUGUCAGCUUGAAUGCAUGAUACUUCAUGUUCUUUGUUAGCAAGGCAGCCUAAUUACUGCUUCGUGACAGCUCAGGUUUGCAAAAGGAAACAGCGGAUGCCAAACCCACCCUGGACUGAGAGCCUCACCUGGCAAAUUGCAGAGUGGCUCUGUCAGAAAAGAGGAUAACGUGGGUAAAACCUACAGGUAGGCUUUUAAAGACCAUGAUGUCGAGAGUCCAGCUAGUGCCCUGACAGUCCUGAUCAGGGCUUUUUAAUAACAAAUUAACUCCGUGGAGUUGAUUAGCAUUGGGCUUGUGGAGAAUGUCCUGCUCCUGUCUUCGGGGGAGCAGCAUGGUCCUGGUGGAUUUCAUGGAUAUGGGCUUGUUCAGUUGUGUACCAGCAAAGUGUCGGGCAGCUUUGUGUGUCUUGGGGAGAGGCAGUAUCCCUUCAGCACCCUAGGAAGUAUGCUCACAAAAGACAGAUGUGCUUUUGAAGACACGAGAGUCUCAGUCCUGCCUCGCAGAUCUGCUGACAGUCACCCCACGGCCGUGCUGCCGCGGGCACCCAGCCCUUAGCUUUGCUGGCUGAGUGUCCCGAGUCCUAAGUGAUGUUCUUUGUGACCUUCUUUGUGACCUCCGUGUUUGUGGUGCUGAGCAGUCAGUGCCCCGGGUGGCUGUCCAGUGCCGUUUCUCUUUUGCCAGAGCAGUGCAGCAGCACGUCCCGGGAAGCUCCACGUGGAAGGUGCGAUGCUUUUUGGAAAUUCGGCUCUGCCAGCUGUAACGCUGCAGGAAAGAACUGGAGUGCUUCUGGAUUCAGGUUAACAAAGAGCCGUCGAGCCAGUAGAGCAGCUGCAUUUCUGGUGCUGGAAAUUCCCCUUGCACGUCAUCGAGUUGUCAGAAAAGGCCCUCCGGGGAGGCGAGGGAAGCCUGGACGGCGCGGAGAGCCCGGACCUGCAGGGCAGUCAGGACGCGAUGGUUAUCCGGGGCCCCUUGGCUUGGAUGGCAAACCAGGACCUCCAGGACCAAAAGGGGAAAAGGGUGAAGCAGGGGACAUCGGCCCAAGGGGUUUUAAAGGCGACCCGGGAGAGGAUGGCCUCAUGGGCGCCAGGGGACCCCCAGGGCCAAAGGGUGAGCCUGGCAUGCAAGGGAAGAAGGGUGAUGAUGGCAUCCCAGGGGAACCAGGACUUACGGGCUCUAAGGGGGAAAAAGGAAGCACAGGUCCGAAGGGAGAGAAUGGCACGGACGGCGCGCCAGGACCCAAGGGUGAACCUGGCGAGAAGGGUGGAAUUGGCUCCAUCGGACCACGGGGUCCCCCUGGCCUGAAGGGGGAACAGGGUGACACCGUUGUGAUCGACUAUGAUGGCCGGAUCCUGGAUGCACUCAAGGGUUCGCCGGGUCCCCCGGGGCCGCCAGGCCCGCAAGGCGCUCCAGGCCCUAAGGGGGAGCUGGGCCUGCCGGGUCCACCUGGGCUAGAUGGCGAAAAGGGUCCCAAAGGAGCUAAGGGUGACCAAGGCAGCGCAGGGAUCGUGGGACAGAAAGGAGAGACGGGAGAAAUGGGCUUAUCGGGUCCACCGGGAGCAGAUGGGCCAAAAGGAGACAAAGGAGACACUGGAUCGCCAUGUUUGCAGAAUAACCAUAUCAUCCCGGAGCCAGGACCCCCCGGAUUGCCCGGCCCCAUGGGUCCUCCAGGAAUCCAGGGGCCUAAAGGCUUGGAUGGUGCCAAGGGAGAAAAGGGGGAUAGCGGCGAGAAGGGGGAGCACGGCGACCCGGGACCGGCUGGUCUCCCUGGUGCCCCCGGGCUCAUCGGCUUACCCGGUACCAAAGGAGAGAAGGGAAAGCCUGGGGAGCCAGGACUAGAUGGUUUCCCAGGACUCAGAGGAGAGAAAGGAGAGAAGAGUGAAAGAGGGGAGAAGGGUGAGCGAGGAAUCCCAGGGAGAAAAGGAGCCAAAGGGCAGAAGGGGGAGCCUGGCCCUCCCGGACUGGAUCAGCCCUGCCCCGUGGGACCAGAUGGACUGCCAGUAGCGGGAUGUUGGCAUAAGUGAUCUCUAAGCAUGAAACACAGUGUGUAAAUAAUGUGAUAUAUUUUGAUCUUUUUAAUUUUUGUAUAAAAAAAGGAAAAAAAAAACCUUCAACAGUAAUAUAUUGACCUUUUUUUAUACUGGAUUCUGCCAUUUAUGGACUUUGAAAAUACUGUAAAGCUCCCAAACCCAUCAGAUACGCAUGGUAACACCGAGAUGUGAUAAAGGUACCGAUGACCCUGGCUGGGAGUGAGCAGUGCUCACCGCUAACGCUGCUGCGUGAACUAACAGCACGGAGAAGGCGUGUUGCCUCGUGUGCCUUACCGCACGAUGCAGGGACAAGUCCCUGCCCUAAUCUGGCUCUCAACUCUGUAUUUGCAUUGUACGUGCGCACUACAAGAGUGAAAAAAGCUGGCUGAAA
This is a messenger RNA of Cygnus olor (mute swan), 2910 nucleotides long. It is a transcript of the gene COL23A1, whose product is annotated as collagen type XXIII alpha 1 chain. The transcript is spliced from 27 exons. Bases 1080 to 2513 code for a protein of 477 amino acids. The record is from RefSeq and is a predicted model, not a curated record. Lineage: Eukaryota; Metazoa; Chordata; Aves; Anseriformes; Anatidae.